This is a messenger RNA of Babjeviella inositovora NRRL Y-12698, 1719 nucleotides long. RefSeq names its product snoRNP complex protein (gene SIK1). Gene Ontology annotation, cellular component: box C/D methylation guide snoRNP complex; small-subunit processome. The transcript has a single exon. Bases 1 to 1530 code for a protein of 509 amino acids. Lineage: Eukaryota; Fungi; Ascomycota; Pichiomycetes; Serinales. The record is from RefSeq and is a predicted model, not a curated record. Gene Ontology annotation, molecular function: snoRNA binding.
AUGGCUGGUGGUCUCGAUUAUCUUCUUUACGAAGAAGCUACUGGUUAUGCUAUUUUCAAGGUCUUGAUUCAGCAAGAUGACAUUGGUUCCAGAUUGAAGGAAGUGCAAGAAGCUGCCAGCGACUUGUCCAAGUUUUCCAAGAUGAUUGAGUUGGUCUCCUUCGCUCCAUUCAAAGGUGCCGCCCAGGCUUUGGAAAAUGCUAACGACGUUUCUGAGGGUUUGGUCUCUGACUACUUAAAGUCUGUAUUGGAAUUGAACUUGCCAACCAAGAACAAGAUCAACUUGGGUAUCUCCGAUAAGAACUUGGGUCCAUCUAUCAAGGAAAACUUCCCAAAGGUUGACUGUAUUUCCUCUGAAAUCGCUCAGGACUUCUUGAGAGGUAUCAGACACCACGGGUUCAAGAUCUUGAAGGAAUUGCACGCCGGUGACGAAGAGAGAGCCCAGUUGGGUUUGGGUCACGCCUACUCCAGAGCUAAGGUGAAGUUCUCUGUCCAGAAAAACGACAACCACAUCAUCCAGGCUAUUGCCUUGUUGGACCAGUUGGAUAAGGACAUCAACACUUUUGCCAUGAGAGUGAAGGAAUGGUACGGCUGGCACUUCCCAGAGUUGGCCAAGAUCACUCCAGACAAUUACACCUACGCCAAGUUGGCCUUGUUCAUUAAGGAUAAGGCUUCCUUGAACGAUGAGUCUUUGCACGACAUUGCCGCCGUUGUUAAGGACGACGCCGCCAUUGCCCAAAGAGUCAUUGACGCCGCCAGAAUCUCCAUGGGUCAGGAUAUUUCCGAAGAGGACAUGGAGAACUGUAGCACUUUUGCUGCCCGUGUCGUCUCCAUUUCUGAAUACAGAACCAAGUUGUACCAGUACUUGACCGACAAGAUGCACACCGUUGCUCCAAACUUGUCUGAGUUGAUUGGUGAAGUUGUCGGUGCCAGAUUGAUUUCUCAUGCCGGCUCUUUGACCAAUUUGUCCAAGCAGGCCGCUUCCACCGUCCAGAUCUUGGGUGCUGAAAAGGCCUUGUUCAGAGCCUUGAAGACCAAGGGUAACACUCCAAAGUAUGGGUUGAUCUACCACUCCUCUUUCAUCGGUAAGGCCUCCCAGAAGAACAAGGGUAGAAUCUCCAGAUACUUGGCUAAUAAGUGUUCCAUUGCUUCCAGAAUUGAUAACUACUCUGACGAGCCAACCACCGCUUUCGGUGCUAUCUUGAAGAAGCAGGUCGAAGAAAGAUUGGCUUUCUACGACACCGGUGCCAAACCAAUGAAGAACGCUGACGCCAUCCAGCAAGCCUUGUCGUUGGGCGCCACUAUGGCGGCUGACAAAGACGUUGACACGGACUCCUCUGACGAAGAAAAGGAAUCCAAGAAGGAGAAGAAGGAAAGGAAGGAGAAGAAGGAGAAGAAGGAGAAGAAGGAAAGGAAGGAGAAGAAGGAAAAGAAGGAAAAGAAGGAAGAAAAGAAGGAAAAGAAGGACAAGAAGCGUUCUAAGAGUGAUGAAGGCGAGUCUCCAAAGAAGAAGAAGAAGUCUAAGGCUUAAACGUCUUGGCUCUUGUCAUAUCCCCUCCAUUCCCCUACUUUUUACUUUGGUUUCCCCUUGCACUUUUGUAAUCUUAUCAACGUUUAUCGUUUUGUAUAUCUUUCUCUUUUUAUUUUCUAAAUUUUUAUUACCUCUAUUUUAUUUCUAUUUUGCAUUAAAAAACACAACAAUAUCAAAUUUGGUGAUCGU